AUGGGUAAGAGAUCUCGAGAAGAGGAACAUGACGAUGAAGACAAAGAGCAACACCAUUCCCAUGCUGAUACUUCCCCCACACGAUGUCCAUUUUGCUCUACAGUAAUAUACGGCUACAAUGGAUUUCAAAAUCAUUUCUUGACAUUUCAUGAAUACCAAUGUUUAACUUGUGAUAAAGUGUUUCCUUCACGUCAUAUAUUGGAUCUACAUAUUGAUGAAUACCAUAAUCCAUUCUUAAAACUACAACUUGAAAGAGGUGAGGCAAAGCUGAGUCUCCGAUGUUUUUCUGAGACUUGUAAUGCGAAGUUCGAUUCUUCACAGGCACGAAUUGUUCAUUUGAUUGAUCAUCAUCAUUACCCAAAGACGUAUCCAUUCUCCAUCACGUCUCAAGGUAUUUCACAGACUCUCGAACUUUAG
Messenger RNA from Lodderomyces margitis, 417 nucleotides. RefSeq lists its product as uncharacterized. The coding region runs from base 1 to 417 and encodes 138 amino acids. Lineage: Eukaryota; Fungi; Ascomycota; Pichiomycetes; Serinales; Debaryomycetaceae. The record is from RefSeq and is a predicted model, not a curated record. The transcript has a single exon.